AGCGGUACCAUCGGCCGGACGCAGGAACCUUGCCACUGGACGAACGCUGAGCAGCGCUACAGCGCCAGCAGGCGCGUCGAAGUUAGAAUAUCCUCGCGCCAACAGCUGCUGAUCAUGGAGCCUCCGCGCACCACGCCAGGCUUGGUAUCAGAGGCAGGCAUGUCCUCGAAUCUGCACACGCCACCUUACACUCCACAUAGAGGCAAGGGCAAGCGCACACGAGUAGAGCGCUCCGACUCUCCCGCAUCCUCGAUACACCCCGCAGAGACAGAGAGUCCAGCGAAGAAGGCAGCCAAGCGCGCACCUUUCGUCUUGGCCGAAGGUGCGGACGAGAUCAAGGUCGAAGAGUUAGUGGAGGGUGACGUCGGCUACAUGACCGAUAUUGAUGUCGUCUACCCGGAGGAGCUGGAAGAAGCGGGCAGCAGCAGCGACGAGCAUGGUGCGGAUGACGAGCUCAGUGCUGGUGAUGAUGAUCUGCGCGAUGAUGAGCUCCCUGAAGCUGGACUCACGCGACGACUCUCGAAGUUGCACUGCAACGACGCAGAAGGUGAAGCGAGGUUCGAGGUAGGCCGCAGACAGCGCCGGAUGAGCAAACGAUUGGCUUCACGAAAUGUCUUUAAGCGAACCCAUAUUCAGAGCGCAACCAAAAGCGAGACGGAGGAGGGUGGGACAGAGGCCGACGUGAUUGAUGACCAUGAUUUGCCGGCUAGCCGGCGCAGGCUGCGGAGACGCGUGGAAGGACCGAGAGAGACGGAGGGGCCGGUAGGGGAUGCGCCUCGUAGCUCACCAGAGACAGGAAGCUUCAGGACGGCAAGUGCGGGUAGUUUGAGGGUUGGCUUAACGAAGACGCCAGAUCGUGAGGCGAGAGAUGUGACUGUAUCGCACAACGACGACGCGAUGGAUGUGGAUGAUGGAGGUUGAUGUCGACCUGCCGCACUGCAUAUCAAACAACAAACGACGUCGUUCAUCUUAAGUGAAGCCAAGCUAGUUGGAGCUGAUGGGCUUACACAACACCUUGCCAACGCACUUACGGUCCAGAGAGGGGCGCGACGCUGCUAUCGCGUUCCGACGACGCAGGAUCACCAACCUCGUUUCCGACACUUUUCCGAGACGUUUGAGACAAUCAACGUGCUACUCCUGGUCGAAAC
Baudoinia panamericana UAMH 10762 is the source of this 1148-nucleotide messenger RNA. RefSeq lists its product as uncharacterized. NCBI's taxonomy places the organism in Eukaryota, Fungi, Ascomycota, Dothideomycetes, Mycosphaerellales, Teratosphaeriaceae. The record is from RefSeq and is a predicted model, not a curated record. Bases 115 to 921 code for a protein of 268 amino acids. The transcript has a single exon.